This is a messenger RNA of Bemisia tabaci, 2239 nucleotides long. The record is from RefSeq and is a predicted model, not a curated record. Lineage: Eukaryota; Metazoa; Arthropoda; Insecta; Hemiptera; Aleyrodidae.
AUGGUGCGACGGUGUUUUGUACCUUGGUGCAAGCAUCAGCCUUUAUCAGAUUCUUGCUCCCUACGACGGUUUCCUCGUGAUGAAACCAAAAGAAGAGAACUGUUGAAAGCGACAAGGUGUGAUGAUUACCCCCUGCCUUCUGAGAACUCAAGAAUUUGUAGUUGUCACUUCACUGAUAACUUGCUCGACAGCACUGAUUCCAAUUAUAAUUCCCAAGCUCCUGACAAAGUUUUACGUUUACGCUCCACAAACAUUAUAUCUCCUCCACGGAAAAAAACAAAAGCAGCCAGAGUUCUAAACAUAUCUGGCUCCAUCUCCCUCACAUCAAGAAAUAAAGAAAAUAUCAAACCACCCGCUUUGAAGCAUUCCUCUGGUCCUUCUUCCCAAUCUUUACAUCCUCCAAAAACCUCUUCUUGUCAAACCCCUGAAGCCCUGAUACCUUCCUAUCAUUCUAACAGUUCCAGAGAAAACUGCAAAGUUCAAGAAACUUCUGAAAAGAGCCCUCCCCACUAUGAUUCAGAUCCUCCAGAACUUCCUGCAGCCGAUAUCACUCCUGAAACUACCCAAUCCAUUUUCCACAGUACUCCAACCUCUUCAGUUCAAAAUGACAGCUCUGGCACUGAUAAUUCUUCUGCGAACUGUUCCGAAGUGCCCUCCAUUCCCACAAUUUCUCCAUCGUCUAAUACUGAUACCCACAGAAACAACACCUCUUCCAAAUUUUGUCACUCCUGCAACUGUCCUUUGCUUUCUUCAGAAUCCUCUGAUGCCUCUACUCAAACAAUUCUUCAAGCUCAGGACCCACUUUUGAAGGCGGAAAAUUACUUCCUGGAUUUGAAAGUAAAAGAGUUAGAAAAAAAGUUAGAGGAACGUAAAAAGGGAUUCAGUUUAGCGGACAUAAAAGACGAUGAAAAGUUAGUUUCUUUCUACACUGCAUUUCCAAAUUUUGAAACCCUAGAAAUAUUUCUAAAGCUUUUUCGUGAUGUGAAAGUUAAUUACUAUGAAAAGUGGAACGUUACGAAAAUAAACAGAGAUGAUCAAAUUUUUCUCACUCUUAUUAAAUUAAGAUUGAAUUUGAAAGGAUCUGAUCUAGCACAUAGAUUCGGUGUUUGUGCCAGUACAGUGACCAAUAUUGUUAUUACAUGGAUUCAUGUAAUCCAUAAAAUAGUAUUUGAAGGGUUGAUGAAUCACACGAUUCCUUCCCGUGCCAAAAAUAGAGCAUGCUUGCCUUCUUGCUUCAAUUGUUUCCUAAAUUGUCGUAUUGUACUGGACUGUACUGAAGUGGCCGUUCAAGUCCCUAAAUCUUUGAGCAAACAGAAACAAGUAUAUAGCCAUUACAAACACAAGACUACAUUCAAAGGCUUAAUAGGAGUUGCACCCAACGGUGUGAUUACUUAUGCCACUGCUCUAUAUCCGGGCUCAACAUCCGAUAAAGAGGUAGUUCAGCACUCUAAAAUUUCAGAGAAAUUGGAUCCAGGCGACUUAGUUCUGGCCGAUAAGGGAUUCCUAAUUUCUGAUAUAGUACCUGCAGGAGUAAGUGUUAACAUACCACCAUUUUUAGACACGCCUCAAUUUACACCCGGUCAAGUACUAGAAACAAGAAAUAUUGCACGAGCAAGAAUCCAUGUUGAACGUGCCAUAAAUAGGGUUAAAGUGUAUGAUAUUUUAGAGAAGAUACCAUCACAGCUAUUUUUUUACUCGACUAAAAUCUGGCAGGUUUGCACAGUUUUAAGUAACUUCAGGUUCCCCUUAAUUAAAGAGACUUGCCCUAUGUUAGAUAAUAUCAAAGAAUCUUUAUAAACUUCCAAACCUUUACUUAUUUACUUGAAGUUUGUCAGCGUAUUAUGGCAGCGUUCAUCAGAGAAAAACCAACUUUUCAGCUAAAUCAACCUUGUCUCAACCGUGUGUCAAACAAAACCUUGUCUCAUGCAUGUGCUGCUCAUGUAAGAUGGGUGGAUUGGGAAUGCAGCAAACUCAAUGGUUCCUUUCUGAUAAAGGUUGAUCAUUUCUUCUAUCUCGAUUUCCUUAUUUUCUCCUUUGACUAUUUUUCUUGCAUUAGUGUGUUCUUGCUCAUAAUUUCAAUAAUACCUUUUUUUCCUGCUGUAUUAGUAUAAGUUAAUGCCUAGUGCCUCUGGAAUAAACUAAAACCUUGGAAAGUAUUUGAUUGCAAAUUAGACAGUUAAAUUUCUCAAAUUACUUUCAAAUUGUGGAGCUAAAAUAAAAACCAAGAGCUUCCUUCAAA